AUAAGAAUAAAUUUGAAGAAGAGAUGGUUCUGAUUUGAUUGGGGAAUUUUACGAUUGAUGAUUGGUCAAUGGUUUAUCCGACUUUAAAAACUGGCGAAAUGUUUUCUAAAAGAUCUCUAGUGCAUACAGGAAAGGUUGCAAUUGUCACAGCUUCAACGGACGGGAUUGGUUUAGCUAUCGCCCGUCGCCUUGGUGAAGACGGUGCGCAAGUGGUCAUUAGUAGCCGUCAGCAAAACAACGUUGACUCGGCUUGUAAAAAACUUCGAGAUGAAGGAAUUGACGUAUUUGGUACUGUCUGUCAUGUCAGCAAACCAGAAGAUCGCAAAAACCUUGUUAAAAAAACCAUGGAGAGGUUUGGACGCAUAGAUGUUUUUGUAUCCAAUGCAGCUGUCAAUCCAUUUAUUGGCCGUACGUUGGACAUUUCAGAGGAAGCAUUUGACAAAAUUUUUGAGACAAAUGUGAAAUCAUCAUUUCUACUUGUGAAAGAAAUUGUACCAUACAUGCAGUCACAAAAAAGCAAGGGAUCAAUUGUUUUUGUAUCAUCAAUUGCUGGUUUUACACCCAUCAAUGAUUUGGGAGCAUAUUCCGUAAGCAAAACUGCACUCAUAGCACUCACCAAUGUUUUAGCAAAAGAACUUGGGCCUGAUGGCAUUCGUGUGAACUGUAUUGCACCAGGAGUAAUUAAAACAAAAUUUAGUCAAAAAUUUUGGGAUAAUGACGAUCUUUCAAAAGAAAUGAAGAAACACAUUCCUUUAAAAAGAUUUGGCACUCCAGAGGAAUGUGCUGGUUUGGUUUCAUUUCUUUCAUCAAGUGAUGCAUCAUAUAUCACAGGAGAAUCCAUAACUAUAAGUGGUGGGGUUUUUUGCCGACUUUAAAUGACCGUUUCUUUUGAAAACUCAACAGCAAGUUUACAAUUUUUUAUAUCACUUAAAUCAUCCAACCAUUACUCUCUUUCUUCCUCGCAACCGAACUUCAUCCAGUUUUGUUAUGAUUUCUUGUGCUUUUUCAUUGCUGUCAGCAGCCUUUGAGUAGCUUUUUAAAACAUUCUGAAAGAAAUACUCCGUAUUUGGAUGGCUACUAAGUAAAGCUCUUUCGAGAACAUAAAGAUCAACACCUUUAUCUUCCACUAAUGAUGAAAUAUAACUAAGACCAAAAUCAAUCAAAACAAGAUCAGUUCCAUCCUUCAAAAGAAGGUUCGAUGUUGUUAAAUCACCAUGAAUGACAUCAAUUGAAUGCAUUUGCCCUAAUAACGUUCCUAGUUUCUCUGCCAACACGCUUAACUGUGAUUCUUGGCUGUUAGCUAACAUGUCAUUGAUAACAUCCUUAACCAAAAUGCCAUUUUCAAUAUUUUCCAUGUAAAUUUUGUGCGAAAUAUAAUCAACGAAAUAAACGAUGGGUGUUAAAA
This is a messenger RNA of Xenia sp. Carnegie-2017, 1405 nucleotides long. RefSeq names its product dehydrogenase/reductase SDR family member 4-like. The transcript has 9 exons. NCBI's taxonomy places the organism in Eukaryota, Metazoa, Cnidaria, Anthozoa, Malacalcyonacea, Xeniidae. Bases 69 to 875 code for a protein of 268 amino acids. The record is from RefSeq and is a predicted model, not a curated record. Gene Ontology annotation, molecular function: carbonyl reductase (NADPH) activity.